Passer domesticus (house sparrow) is the source of this 3043-nucleotide messenger RNA. Its product is annotated as zinc finger protein 664-like. Gene Ontology annotation, biological process: regulation of transcription by RNA polymerase II. The transcript has 5 exons. Lineage: Eukaryota; Metazoa; Chordata; Aves; Passeriformes; Passeridae. Bases 16 to 1419 code for a protein of 467 amino acids. The record is from RefSeq and is a predicted model, not a curated record. Gene Ontology annotation, molecular function: DNA-binding transcription factor activity, RNA polymerase II-specific; RNA polymerase II cis-regulatory region sequence-specific DNA binding.
UUCCAGGGGCUGGCCAUGCUGAAGGGCGAGCCCGAGCAGCGCCCGCCGCUCCCGGGGCUGAGGGGAGCGGCACUGAGCCCCCGGCCGGGUCCGGGCCCCGGGCGGGAGCGCUGGGCUGUGCCGGGAAGAGCCGGGGAGCAGCGGGGCCGGGGCGAGGCGAGGGCCCCGCGGAGCAGGCCUGGGGCUCGGCAGGAGGCAGAGCGGCCCCGCGGGAGGGGACGGGCGCCCGCGGGCCGGGCAUUAAAGCGCGGCAGGAAACACGAGAUGGAGCCAGCAAUGGAGUCCAUAUUUUCCAUUUUCCGGAGCCCUGGGAGGAGUGAUGCUGCAGAAUAUCCAGGGGACUGCGUUUUGGGGGACAAUGAGGAGGAGAAAGGCUUCCCUGAAGACCUUAAGCAAGAAGAGCUGCCUCAGGUGCAUGAAGCCCAGAGCCCAGAGAGGGGGGCAGCCUGUGAUGUUUCCCCUCAUGAACCAAGAGACUCCAGGAAGUUCGUCCUUGGUGCUGGUGGCCAGACACUGCACUGUGGAGAGAAACCCUUCAAGUGUCCAGAAUGUGGGAAGGGCUUCAAGGGGCACUGCAGGCUCCUGACCCACCUGCAAAUCCACACAAGAGAAAAGGUGUUUGUGUGUGCUGAAUGUGGGAAGAGCUUCAGCAGGAAGGCCAACCUGGUGGUUCACCAGAGAGUCCAUACGGGGGAGAGGCCUUACAAAUGCAAGGAAUGUGAGAAAACCUUCAGCCGUGCCUCGAGCCUCCUUGCUCACCACAAAACCCAUCUGAAAAAGAAAAUCUUUUCCUGCACCCUGUGCAGAAAGAACUUCAGUGGGAACACAGCUCUGCUGCAGCAUCAGAGAGUCCAUACAGAUGAGAGGCCCUGUAGGCGUUCAGAGCAUGGAACUAGCUUCAGUGUGAGCUCAAACUUCAUCAGACACCAACACCUGAGAGAGAGACCCAGUGAGCACACAGCAGAUGCAAAUCAAUCUGAAUUUACAUCUCUGCAUCAGAAAGAAGAGCAAAGGUGUGGUUCGGAGGAAAGUGAAGUGGAUCACUGGAAUCUUGUUUCUGAAGAGUUAAAGAAAAUGAGGGAAAAUAUGGAUAUGCUUCUCCUGAAUCAGCGAAGUCAGCUGCAGGUGCUUCAGGAAAUGCAGAAGCAACUGAAUAUACUGCUCCCAGGCAGUGCUCUCCUAAAUUCUAAUGUUUAUAGCUUGGGACUCCUGCUAGGACAGCAGGCGGCCGCUGCAGCAUCUAUUUCUUGCCCCCUUCUGAAUCCCAGCAGUCUGCUCUCCUGUGAUGGUGCCAGUGCCUUAUUUUCACCUGCCUCUGGAGCUCUGCCUGCACUUCAGCUCCCAAUUUCUCAAGAUGCUGUGGCUUCUGCAGCUUGCUCAGCAUUGUGCUGUGAACGUGUCCAGUGUAAACAUCUGUGACUCUUCUUGACCGUUCUGUCACUUGGGGCAGGUGACCUCUGGGCUCUGCUGUUGCAGUUGUACCUGUGAAGGUGCUGACUGUACACUCAGAUGCAUCAACAAGCAGCAGCUGAUCAAAUCCCUGUCCUGGAGCCUGCAGGGAUUUUGGCCAGGGAUGACCUUUGUUGAGGCAGCUCAAGAGAUCUUUAUCACUGGCAUGCACUGAAGUGCAACAUUCAUAUGCAAGAUAAUUCAUCAAACUUGAGUGUAUUUUUUACCUGGUAUGUCUUUCAGCAUGUACUUGGGCAAUUGCACCUCUCCUGAUGAGUUGAAACUAAUGAUAAAGUCCUCAGGGAUGAUUUAAGUAUCUCCUGUUAAGUCUGAUUUAUAUAGAGGGAAGCAAGAUGCUUACGUGAAGAUGUUCAGUUUAACAGCACCCCUGUUCCCAGCAUCUGUUUGCAAAAACUUCCUUCCUUUAGGAAUUCUUUAAAUUAGGUGUCCUUGACUUAGCUGAUUCUCAGGUCAGUACUCCUGCUCAAAAUAGAAAAAAGUACUUUCUGCUUUUUGUGUAAAACAACCCCUCCACCACUACCCCAAAAAACCCUAAUUGAAAACACAAACCAAAAAGCCCUCAAUAAAAUACCACCUUUCAGGUCUACCUUGCUUACCAGGACUUCAUGAGGAAAAGCCAAAUUGGUUUAUAGGGCCCUUGUUCAAAGGUGAACUCAGUUGAGCCUGGGUUUACUUUGUCAUAUCCUGUUUGGAUCAUUAUGUGGUUUUGGCUGUUAUGUAUUAAUUAGGGGUAGGAAUGGGAUAAAUAAUUAACACUGAGAGGCUCAGGUGCAUCAUCUUGUGAAAACAGCAGAGGAAAAAAAAUUUUUUUCCCCUUAUAGGAUUCUAACAUUAGGUCUGUCAGGGUUGGAAAGUGCAGAGUUUUAAGACAUGUUGGUCUGGUCUACCUUAUUCCAUCAGUGACAGACUCGGGGCAGUCUCAGAACCUUUAAGCUUCAAAAGUGUAAAAAAAAAAGCUCCUUUAUCCUUGAACUGGGAUAAAAAAACCUUUGGGCUUGUACCUUUGCCAGAAGGUCUUAUCUCUUGAACUGAUGCUGUGUUUGUGCAUGGUUGGUUUUGUGGUUUGUAGUUGUGUUUUUUAUGUUACCUUGUUAAAAGGAUGCACUCCUAGUCAUUAACAAAAUAAGGUUUAGAUUUUAGGGAUGGGAAACACUGGUUCUCUUAUCUAGUCUUCUUGUUGAUAAUGUCACAUUCUGUCCUAAAGCUAAAACUGUGGGGCCAGGUAUGUCACUUCUGCUGUGAGACUACAAACUCUGAAAAUCACACACUUGUUUCUACUGUGUGGGAUUUUGGAUUAGUCUUAAUUCAUCAGGAUAUUAAUUUAAACCAAAUGAAGAGGCCUUAAAGGACAUUCCUUCAAUGUGAUCUUGUGGUGAUAUCUUUGAGCUGUAAUUUCCAUCAGUUGAGCAUUUCAGAAUCCUGGAAACUCAGGGGUACUGUUCAUAACUUUUUUGAUGUUUAAUGUCAUUGUGCAUAAAGCAGAAUUUCCUUGUGAAAUCAAUGGUUGAAGUUUGUAUUUCAGUUGGGUUUAUAGUGUUCAUUAUUAAAACAUUUCACUCCUGUUAGAAAUUAA